AAACCCAAAAGACUAAAGAAAAGGGACAAUGAGCUGGACACACACACACACACAUCGGAGGAGAUAAGCUAUCUUCGUCUCAGUUACUAAGAGAACUCUUGAGGGGAGCAUUGUGCAGCUACUGAUCUCUCAGUGAAGGAACAGACGCAGCAUGCACACACUCUCUCUCCUCCUCAUCCUCCACCUUCUGAAGCCAGGCGUGUGUGAGUCCUGUUCCCUGGUGGUCAGUCCUGCUGGGCUGGUGGUGAAGUAUGGAGCCCCUGCUUCGGCCAACUGCACCUCCGAUACGGUCACCUCUAUGGGCUGGGAGCCGAGCCUAGGAGAAUCUCAGCUCUUUGGCACUGAGGUGAAAGAGCUGACUUGGAGAGUAGACAGCCUGACUGACUGGAAUAUAAAGCCUCAAUGCUUUGAGAUCUCUGAGGUGGGAGGCCAUUGUGCCAGAGGGCUGAAAGUUACUGUUUACAAGCUUCCAGACAGAGUCUCCAUCAGAUAUUUAAACCACUCUGGUCCCGUGGUUGAGGGGCAUCAGUACUCUCUGCAUUGUCUUGUCCAGAACAUCGCUCCUAUUGAGCACCUCAGAGUGACCUUCUUCAAAGUCUCUACCAAUGGUGAACAGACAGUGUUAUACACACAACCACUGAACAACGACAUUCACCAAUUGAACAAUGACAUGAGGCGACCGGUGAACGAGAGCUAUUCCCUGCAGUUCUCCCCCACUAGUGUUGACGACGGGGCCCAGUGGUUUUGUUCAGCCAUGUUGGAUCUGGGACCAGAGGGACCCCGACCUCCUGCUGUGAUGGAAUCAGACCGUCUCAACACCACUGUGCACUUCGCUCCUGAGUUCUCCUGUUCUGCCAAGCUAGAGGUGCGAGCGGGGGAGGGGCUAACUUGUGAUGUCAGAGGCAAUCCCCUCCCAUCGGUCAUCUGGCUGAGAGACGGACAGGUACUGACCCCGCCCACACACCUGAGCAGAGAGGAUGCUGGGAAAUACACCCUCAUGGCUUUGAACCGUAUCGGAAGAGCCAAUCACACAGUGGAGGUGGAGGUCCUACAUGGCCGUGCUGCUAGAGGAUCUUCCUGUCAGGCUGCUGGGAGUGCCACGGUGGCUGUGCUGCUCCACCAGCUCAUUCAUUGGCUAUAUUGAAUGAUUAUUUUAUUGAUUGAACGGUUGAGUUAUUCAUUGACCAAUCAGGACACCGAUCUCUGUGCUGGAGCUUUGUGAUUUGACAGUGAUCUGUGAGGUCAGUCUUCAAUAGAUCUGGAAUCAGAGUUAGUAGAAAACCCUUUUUGCCUAAAUGUGAAAUGAGCUGUUUUGAAAUGUGUUAUUUUGAAGUAGUGCUAUUGAACAGGUCUGUAGUUAAGCAAUAAGGCCCGAGGGGGUGUGGUAUAUGUCCAAUAUACCACGGCUAUGGGCUGUUCUUAUGCACGACACAACGGUAUAAAUGUUUAUUUCAAAUCCUAACCUUAAAUGUUUAUUACUAUUAAACUAUAUAAAUGUUUCGGCCUAAUCCUAACCUUAAAUGUUUAUUACUAAUAAACUAUAGAAAUGUUUCGGCCUAAUCCUAAUCCUAACCCUAAUCCUAAUCCUAACCCUAAUCCUAACCCUAAUCCUAACCCAGUCUCUAGCAACAGAUCUGCCAUAAUCCUUAUUGCAAUGUGUUUGUUGUCUAUGUCUUUUGAGACGAAUAAAAGUUGACCCAUAAACUGUCA
This is a messenger RNA of Oncorhynchus gorbuscha (pink salmon), 1710 nucleotides long. RefSeq names its product vascular cell adhesion protein 1-like. The transcript has 5 exons. The coding region runs from base 152 to 1144 and encodes 330 amino acids. Lineage: Eukaryota; Metazoa; Chordata; Actinopteri; Salmoniformes; Salmonidae. The record is from RefSeq and is a predicted model, not a curated record. Gene Ontology annotation, molecular function: integrin binding. Gene Ontology annotation, biological process: cell adhesion.